Molecule: messenger RNA, 3167 nt
Organism: Scatophagus argus
Lineage: Eukaryota; Metazoa; Chordata; Actinopteri; Scatophagidae
Exons: 4
Coding region: 179-2884 (901 amino acids)
Source: RefSeq, a predicted model, not a curated record
GGAGGAUUUCACUUGCUCACAUGACACAGAGGACAGGAAGGUACAGGUGCUAAGUAGAUCAGCUGGAUCAUUCAUAUUUCCACUGAGGUCGGUACCAUCACGCACUGAAGAUGACUGCAGCGUUACAGUAAGGGGAAUAGAGAAGAAACACCUUUAAGUGCUUCAGAGACUAGUAACCAUGGAAACAAGAGAUCUCAAACCCAGCCCUCCAGGUCUGGUCUCACAAGAUGAGGGUGGUCUGUGGAUGAAGACAGAUUCCGACCCUGUGACAGGUCCCAGAGACAGCCCAUCGGUAAGCUGUGAUGAGAAGCCCCUAGAUGAAACCAAAGUCACAAUCCCUGCCCUUGCACUGAUGAAUAGGUACUAUAGUGUGAUGGAUGAUGAAGAUGAUAGCUUCACCCCACCGCCUCCUCCAACCUACAAGGCUCCUUUUCUGCCAGGAGAGGGCAGCACAGAUGCAAUGGUGAAUAAUCCCAGUAUGACCCUUGCAAAUUGGGCAGCUGACGCCACAGAAGCUAAAGCUAAUCCAAGAGGCUUAGACUGGCAUCAUGGUGAGAAGCAGUUAAUGGCAGCACACAACAAGGUGGAUGAAGUGAAAACAACUGCAGCACACACUUCUAAGGCAUUUGUGGACAUUGUAGCUCUGUCCAAGGACGAGGAUUCCUCUCUAUCAAAUGAUCAAGACCAAACACUUAUGGAGGACGCAGACAGACUUGUGAAAACAUAUAAUGAUCCACCUGGAAGACACCAUCCAGAUAACACAACAGGAGAUGAGGAAUCAAAUGUGGAACCUGAGGAUGUAGUCAUUUUGAGUGGAGGACAGAAAAACUGGAGGGACACGAAAGUGGAGGGAGACAACUAUCCAACACAGGAACCCUCAAGCUUUGAAAGAAAGUCUGCAAAUGAGACAUUUUUUGACAAAGAGGGAGACAAAACAGCACCUGGAGAUAUUUGUGAUCUUGCCGAGACAGAUCCAAAGCGAACAGCAGAAAAUGCUGGCUGUGACGGUGUAGAGAAAAAUACCACAUUUCUGUCAAGUCUCAGUGUGAAUGAUUACAAUUUUGAGACCGGGGGGUCACCAGAGCUCUGCCAACGUAAUGAAAACAGCACGGAAGCAGCAACCAAUCAGCCACAGGUACGAGACAUCCAAACAGAAGUGUCCAAUGAUGAUAAAGAGAAUGUAGACACCAGAUCUAUGGACUAUAAGCUCACAAAGUAUGACUGGGUGAGAAGAGAGAGUGGCACUAGUGAAACGCAAGUGUCCCAACUCCCCAUCUCUGAACACUCUGACAAGACAGUAAACAAGGGAAUGCAAGGAGAUGGAAAUAGGUCAAUUGCUACUGAUAUUCAACAAGGAGAGCAACUGCUUCAGCGUUUGCAACAGGUGCAACUACGACAGGAUGUUCAUACACCAGAGAACCCUCUUACUUCCCAGCAGGUUGUCCAAGAGAUGAGAGGUGAGAGAAGGGGUCUGCUUGGGACUGAAGAGGAGAAUCUGAAAACAAAAGAGGGAAAUCUGUCAGGUGGAGAUGAGAAAGAAGAGAGCAGAUCUCAUGCUGUUGAUGAUGAGGAAGGAAAGAUGAUCCUGAAUGAGAAGGAAAAGACUGAGAUGAAGAGUAAAGAUACUGAAACAAAAGCAAGGAUAUCCUCAUCAGCAAUGCCUGUGGAGCCAGAGCAUUACAUGAUUGCCAGAGAAGAGGCAGGUGAUGAUGAUCAAAGUGACAGCUGGGUACCUGCAGAUUUGUCUCCAAUUGACCCCCAUGAAACAUCUUCCUCCCAAAUUCCUUUUCCAUGCACCCACCACAGAUUCUCAGCCGCUGAGACUGUCAUUGAGCGGCAGAUCCAUGAGACAGCCCAGGAGAAGCAGAACCUGCAGAGAGCUGGUGGUCUGUUCAACCUUGCAGAUAAUCCAGAUGUGCUAGAGAUCCCCUUUAAGACCAAUAUCUCACUUGAGCCACUUGCUACCACAGUUGCACAUCCGUGCCAGCACAGUGACUGGCAGUUUUCCGAGCACAAGAUGCAGAAGGAGAUAAGUCAGGAGAUUCAGAGAGAACUGGUGCUGGUCAACCAGGGGAAGAUCCCAGGGGGAUACAGCAAAGGGGAAGUCCGUCAAUUAAAGGAGACAAAACUGCUGUUUGAGGCUUUCCAGCAGGAUAACACGGAGGGUCCAACAAGGCACCGGAAAUCCCCUACCUCACUAAGGAAAGGUCACAUUUACCCUUCUGUGCUGGAGCGCACACGAAGCCUAGAAAUGUUUUCACUCAAAAGUCGACCCAUUUCCAGAGCACAUUCCCUCAGGAUGUACAAAUCAACCUCUGAGAUGGAGAAAAGUCCUCAAGACAUAAGAUCAAAGAGUCCAAUUGCCAGUUCUCGAGACAAAACACGUUUAUUGCCCAAUACAAAACAAGACAAACACGUGUGCCUGCACAGAAGCAUGGACUCCAUAAGCACUGAUACAUCAGUUAUGGAGACUGGGAAAAAAUCUAGGCAGGGAAACAAGACGCAAGAAUCUCCCAUCCUCAAGCACAACCCCUUCUACAAGCUGCGACCAUCUCUGGCUCUGCAGCCGGAAGUAGAGAAGGACAUCAGGGAGGCCAAAGAAAGAGAGGAGGAGCUGCGCAGACAGAGAUGGACCCUGUACGGAGAGAACAGGCAGAAUAGUGACGACGGAGAAAAGUCAGCACCAGCACUCGAGCCAGAUGUCAGAAGACAAUCCAGGGGGAAACUGGAACGUGUUUGGCCACCGCCCUCCAAGAAAGACCAGAUGAAAUCUGGGCAUACACAGGAGCCAAAGGUUCACAGAGCAGGAGGUCAAAAGGCUCCUCUGUUUCAACGCUGGGAGUCUGGCCUGGUAAACGGGCAGCCAUCAAAGGAAGAGAACUGAAACUGACCAUCCUGAUGUCUUCAACACUGCAAACAGACUAUUUAUGAUCUGCUACUCUAGAGCUGCACUAGUCCAAGGUUAAUCCAUAUUACUAAUACACUGAAGGUAGUUUCAUUUUAAAUGCUUCCUGGCUCUUCUAGCUCUGCUCUGUAUCUGUGUCAAAUAUGCUUUUUUUUGAUAUCUUUAAAAACUAGUUUUAUUCAGCUCCUAAAUAAAGCAAAAAGAUGUCAUUCUCUCUAUCCUUUUUUCUCUCAAUCAAGUUAUGUAAACCAUGCAGGUUUAC